AUGUACCAUGUGUUACAUGUCAGAAGUGGCAGAUUAUUAAUGGGUGAAACCAAUGUAGAAACACUACCUCCGGAGAAUAAUACCCUGCUGGAGGAAAAGUUCAUGGGAUCAGUGGGUGCAAAUGGCGAAACUUACCUGCAGGACCGUUCCGAUGUAACAAAAUAUAAUGAUAGCUCUAACUCACGAUCUAGAAAGAGUAGUCCUCGCGACAGUUCAAGGAAAAAGUCGAAAAGUACCAUGGAUCGUUGUAACGUGGACAAAUCCAACGAGUCUUUAAACUUGAAUAAUUUUGAUGAUGAUCAAGGCAAGGAAAAGUUUGGUGCAUCAUCGAUUUUUGGCAGCACGGAGAGUCUAUUUGAAGAACGAAAUGACGAUGACGAUGAUGAUAUUGUUAGCGAUGACAGAAAGGUUGGCGAAUCCACGUAUUUUGACAGCAGGGAUAGUAUAUUCAAGAAAGGAGCCGAUGAUAUUUUUAAUAAUAAAGAGAAAGUUCAUAAAUCUGCAAAUUAUGACAGUAUGGACAGUAUAUUCCCAGAAGGAGCCAAUGGCGACGAUUCUGACAGAAGCCAGGAAAUUACAGAACCCAUGACCUUUGACAACAGGGACAGUCUUGUUAAGGAACGAAAUGUGGAAGAUAAUGAUAAGUGUAAGAAUAAGUCUGAGUAUCAGCCUAAAGAUCAUACCGGCGUAAAGCCUGGAGUUGAUCGUGAGUCACAACGUGGAUGUUCACAUGGAGUACGAUCUGCAGAUCCAUAUGCAAGGGAAACCGGUAGUACGCAUAUAGAAGGAAUUGAACAGAGUGCGCGAAGUAAUGGGAUGGCCCGAAAAGGAUCUAUCUUUUCUCGCAUUGCUAAUUAUAUAAGGGCGACUGAUGCGCGUUAUCAAGCGGUGUUGGUGGAUAUACUACGGGAAGACAUGGAGAAAACUCUUGAUUGUAAUUGGAAUGCAUCAAAUUUCAACAUUAGACAUGAACUCAUGUGUCUAUCACCAGUUUUGGGAGCACUUUUGUCUUCCUUAGUUUUUCUUAUAAUAACUCAGCACGUGCUGGCUUUUUUUCCUGUAUUCAUCAUAUCAGUAUUCGGAUCAAUAACAUAUCUUGCACUCAGAUACAAAAAAGCGCUUAAGCUUGUAAAGUACGAACAAAGUAGGAGCCGAAUGGUGGGAAGAAAGUCAAAGGAAUCUGAUACUAACAACAUAGAUUAG
Messenger RNA from Plasmodium fragile, 1203 nucleotides. RefSeq lists its product as uncharacterized. The transcript has a single exon. The record is from RefSeq and is a predicted model, not a curated record. Bases 1 to 1203 code for a protein of 400 amino acids. NCBI's taxonomy places the organism in Eukaryota, Apicomplexa, Aconoidasida, Haemosporida, Plasmodiidae.